AUGAUGGGUGCACUCCAAUUGCUGCUGCAUGCUUCCGUCACCGUCAUGGCGGCUUCUACUACGAGCCAAAAGUUCGCGACUUCCGUCUUCACUGCGCCUGGUCGAUUUCCCACAACGAUGUUCACGAAGUACUAUAAUAACCCGACACAAACAGCAUCUCAAGUCCAGCCAUUAGUCAAGGAUCCAGUUGAGACAGGCCUCGUCUACCCACUCGCUUUAACGAGCCCUGAUACCAUUCCUACAAACGAUACUACCGAUCCACAUCCUUUACCGCCUACUGCAUCGUCGUCUCUCCUGCUUGAACAAGCUUUCAAUCAGAUCAUUGCCAUCUCCACCAACCCGACCUUUGGCUCAAACAACUGUGCACGGUGCCAGGCAGGAUUGGGGGUCGCCAAAUUUCUCGCUCUCGCAUCUCCAGAGAAUGGUCCAGUACUAGCCGUAAGACUUUGCGAACACUUCAAAUUUUCUUCGAGCUGUGGGACCUCCUUCAGCCGUUUGGCUUUGGGUUCCGUGAUAACCCAGGUCGUUGCAAACGCGAAUGUUGGCGGAUAUGAUGGACAGAUGCUUUGCCAGAACUUCAUCAACGGUCUUUGUCCCCUCCCGCCGGCCACACCGCUCAACUUGACUUCAUGGUUUACCAAACCGAAACCAAACCCGAUUCCGCCACCCAAGAAACCCAGUGGCAAACUCCUCAAGGUGCUUCAUGUAUCGGACUUCCAUCUCGACCCACGAUAUGCAACUGGCGCUGAGGCUAAUUGCACCUCCGGUCUCUGCUGUCGGAGCCAUGGCUUCAACAGUGCAAGCCCAAACACGACGCUGUUCCCCGCGCCAAGGUUUGGCGCCUUCAAUUGUGAUACCCCUCUCGCGUUGGGACUAGCAGCGUUGCAGGCUAUCCCAGUUCUAACGGGAGCAAAGGGGACUGGAUUCGAUUUCACAGUCUACACUGGCGACUUGGUCUCGCACGACCCGGAUAACCAGCUUUCGAGGGAUUAUGUGACUUACACUGAGACCGUCGUUUUCGAUCUUUUCAAACGAACACUUGGCUCCGGUCCUGUUUAUGCGGCAUUGGGAAAUCAUGAUUCAUAUAAUCAGGCUCAGGAUGCCCAUCACGCACUCGGAGAUAGCCUCGCGCAGCAAUUCCAAUGGAACUACGACCAUCUUGCGGCCCUUUGGCAACACGAAUCUUGGCUCCCUGCUGCUGCCGUCGCCCUGGCUCGUGCUCACUACUCUGCGUAUAUGGUACAGCGUCAUGACGGUUUCCGUGUCAUUUGUUUGAAUACUGACAUGUGGUAUCGUGCGAAUUACUUCAACUAUAUCCAGCUAGACACCCCCGACAAUUCGGGAAUGUUACGAUUCCUUACAGACGAGCUACAGGAUGCGGAGGAUGCUGGUGACAGAGUUUGGAUCAUCGGACAUGUUUUGUCUGGUUGGGAUGGGUCUAACCCGCUGGUUAACCCAACAGACUUGUUCUACCAAAUUAUUGAUCGCUACUCUCCGCAUGUUGUUGCGAACGUCUUCUUUGGACAUACUCACGAAGAUCAGGCGAGCCAACUUCAUUCUUCGUUUCGCACUAAAUCUGAAGCGAAAGCCAGGCCACAAUCUUCUAUGCCAACAACGCAACCAACAUCAGCGCAGGGACUGCGCAAACCAUGGCAUGGGUGGAUUGGACCAUCGCUUACCCCUUUAAAUCACCUCAACUCUGGUUUCAGAAUGUAUGAAGUCGAUUCGUCGACAUUUGACAUCAUGAAUGCUUACACUUGGAAGAGUGACGUCAACACUUUCAGUGCUCUUGACCAUCAACUCGAGUUUGGUCCACCCUACUCGUUCGAGUACAGCACACGGGAUACAUAUGGCCCCAGCGUUCCUGGCUGGACUGCUAGCGACCCACUGAACGCUACCUUCUGGCAUCUUGUCACUGAGGCUAUGGAGGCCAACUCGUCUCUCGUGGCGACAUUCAACACGCUCCAGGGCAAAAGCUCUGUGUUGACUGCGCCAUGCACUGGGGACUGCGUCAAGGCGAAGAUAUGUUAUCUGCGGAGCGGGUCGGCGGCAAUUGCGAAGCAAAACUGCAUCCCUGGGUUCGGAACCCGCGUUCAUACCGCAGCGAUGAUAUGGGCUGUGUUCCUUGCUGGCUGGAACGACGGUACACUGGGCCCCCUUAUUCCCAGAAUCCAAGAGGUAUAUCAUCUUGGGUACAUUAUCGUCGCUUUGCUCUUUGUUUUUGCAUCCUUGGGAGCGAUAACUGGUGCGAUUUUGACCAUCAACUUGACGCCAAAGCUCGGCUUUGGAAAGAUGUUGCUGCUUGCACCGCUAUUCCAAAUAAUUGGGUACAGCCUACAAUCGGCAGCAUUACCAUACCCUGUUUUCGCCUUCGCGUCGUUCUUGAACUCGAUCGGUGUUUGCAUGCUGGAUGCUCAAGCGAAUGGUUAUGUGGCUAACAUCGCGCGAAACGGCGAGGCCCGAAUGGGGUAUACGCAGGCUGCUUAUGGUGCUGGUCUAUUCGCUGCGCCGCUUGUAUCCACGCAGUUUGCCCAAAUCCACCGCUGGUCGUUUCACUACUUGGUAUCUCUGGGAAUCACACUGUCCAACCUCAUUAUCCUCGCUCUGGUUUUCCGGGGACGAUCUCAGGCAGAAUGUCUUCAAUCUCUCGGCCAAGAGCCUGCACCGACCAGCGCUACCGCUCAGGGAGAAGCCAAGAAUAAUCACAUGCGGGCGCUGUUCACCGUCAAAGCGCUACAUUUAAUGGCGCUUUUCCUCUUCGUCCAUGUUGGUGUCGGUGUCGCGAACGGAGGCUGGUCGGUGAGCUACAUGAUUAAUGUGCGUGGGGGAGGUGCCCAGAGCGGGUAUAUCGCGGCGGGAUACUCUGGUGGCGUGGUGCUGGGCCGCAUUGUGUUGAUUCCCUUGAACAAACUGAUCGGGGAAAAUCGGGUCGUAUACGUAUAUACCCUCAUCGCCAUCGGUCUCCAGUUGGUCGUGUGGCUCGUCCCCUCUCUGGUCGGUGAUGCCAUCGCGCUCGCCUUUGGCGGGAUGAUGUCCGGCCCGCUAUACCCGCUUGCGCUCAACCGGGCCACCAGACUGUUCCGCUCCCAUCUGUUGACGCCUGCUAUGGGCUGGAUGGCCGCCGUCGCUACUGUUGGCGGGGCCAUCAUCCCAUUUAUUGCUGGGGCGAUCUCAAGCAGGGCUGGCAUCAAAAGUCUGCAGCCAGUGAUCGUCGCAGGAAUGGCGGUGAUGCUCAUUUUGUGGACAUUAGUCCCACAAGCAACUGCACCAGUUGCUGAGGAAGAAAAGCGCGCGACUGAAGUGAAGGAUGAAAAGCAUGCGACGAGCCCCCAACGUGAAAUUUAG
Molecule: messenger RNA, 3345 nt
Organism: Mycena indigotica
Lineage: Eukaryota; Fungi; Basidiomycota; Agaricomycetes; Agaricales; Mycenaceae
Product: SER THR protein phosphatase family protein
Exons: 24
Coding region: 1-3345 (1114 amino acids)
Biological process (GO): transmembrane transport
Molecular function (GO): transmembrane transporter activity; hydrolase activity
Source: RefSeq, a predicted model, not a curated record